CUUUUGCAUGGAGACUCAAAGUAGCUGGAACACCUGGCCUCUUGAAUUGAUGUAUACAUAAAAUUACUAUAUAUAGAUCAGAGAGGCACAUGCAUGUUGCACAAUUAUGGAGACGCAGAAGAUUGAAGAAGAAUGGGAAAUUGACCCUUCCAAGCUCCUCAUUAAAGAUUUUAUUGCUCAUGGCACUUUUGGCACCGUUUACCGUGGCAUCUACGAUGGCCAAGACGUUGCAGUAAAACUUCUUGAUUGUUGGGAAGAUGGACAAAGGACAGAGGCAGAAAUAGCUUCUCUUAAGAAGACACUUAUUCAAGAAGUUUCUGUUUGGCACAAACUUGAUCAUCCUAAUGUGACUAAGCUAAUUGGAGCAGAUAUGGGCUCAAGAAAAUACACCAUACAGACCAAUGUUGGUGAGAUUGUGGUGCCACUUAAUGUUUGCUCUCUUGUUGUUGAAUAUCUUCGAGGCGGAACCUUAAAAACAUUCCUCUAUAAGAACAGGAGAAACAAAUUACCUUUUAAAGUUGUAGUUCAGCUGGCGCUGGAUCUUGCGAAGGGGUUAAGCUAUCUCCAUUCCAAAAUGAUUGUCCAUAGAGAUGUGAAAACAGAAAACAUGCUUCUUGAUGGUAAAUGUACUGUAAAAGUAGCUGACUUUGGCGUUGCCCGUGUUCAAGCUUUAAAUCCUAAUGACAUGACGGGAGUGACUGGCACUCUUGGGUACAUGGCACCUGAGGUUCUUAAUCGGAAGCCAUAUGAUAGGAAAUGUGAUGUAUAUAGCUUUGGAAUAUGUUUGUGGGAAAUAUAUUGUUGUGAGAUGCCAUGUCCAGACCUCGACUUAUCUGGAAUUGAAUCGGCUAUUGGUCAUCAGUAUAGUUGUCAUGUUGGAUGACACGGAUAUGGGCGCAGAAUGUGAGGCCGGUUAUACCACGUUGCUGCCCAAGGUCAUUAGCAAAUGUAAUGAGACGAUGUUGGGAUGUGAAUCCAGAAAAUCGUCCAGAGAUGGACAAAGUGGUGUCCAUGUUGGAAGCAAUCGACACAUCAAAGGGAGGUGGUAUGAUUCCUCUUCAUCACCCUCAAUCUUGUUGCUUCUUUUGGACCUUUCGUGGUCCUUGACAUUUAAAUGUAUGUAUGUAUACUAAGUACAUUAUGGUUCAAAACAGAUGGUGUUAAUUAGUAGUAGAGCGAGCAUGCACAAUAAGGAUGGUCUAUCACCCUACCACAUAUGUACUCAUUAUAUAUUGCAUUCCAUAUUCAUAAAUUCCAAUUUUUAGAGGAUUUGCAAUAUUUAAAACACUCAAGGUUCUUUAUAAUACUAGUGUCGAUUCUAU
Molecule: messenger RNA, 1322 nt
Organism: Cuscuta europaea
Lineage: Eukaryota; Viridiplantae; Streptophyta; Magnoliopsida; Solanales; Convolvulaceae
Source: the annotation of a GenBank genome assembly